Messenger RNA from Tachysurus vachellii, 4612 nucleotides. RefSeq names its product ATM interactor (gene atmin). The transcript has 4 exons. Gene Ontology annotation, biological process: regulation of transcription by RNA polymerase II. Bases 51 to 2315 code for a protein of 754 amino acids. Gene Ontology annotation, cellular component: nucleus. NCBI's taxonomy places the organism in Eukaryota, Metazoa, Chordata, Actinopteri, Siluriformes, Bagridae. The record is from RefSeq and is a predicted model, not a curated record. Gene Ontology annotation, molecular function: transcription cis-regulatory region binding; DNA-binding transcription factor activity, RNA polymerase II-specific.
UUGCGCGUGCAGCUUCGACGUCGCCUGGAGUCGGAAAGCCGCGCGAGCGCAUGAAGGAUUCCAACAUGGCGGCCACCGAGGCGGGUGAGUCGGACUGCGCCGGUGCUUCGUGUCCCAGAGAAGAGAUUAUUAAACCGUCCAUAACGGAGCUGACCAAAGUGCGGACCAACAUCUUGUGCACGGUUCAAGGAUGCGGCAAAAUCCUCCCCAACACCCCGGCGCUCAACAUGCACCUGGUCAAGUCCCACCGAGUCAAGGAGGGUAUCUUCAAUCCUACGGUACGAAAGAAUAUGAAAGGUUCACAGAAGCUCUACUGUUGUCCGAUAGAGGGCUGUCCGAGAGGCCCUAACAGACCUUUUUCCCAGUUUGCGCUGGUUAAGCAGCAUUUUAUGAAGAUGCACGCAGAGAAGAAGCACAAAUGUCUAAAGUGCAGCAACGGAUACAGCACAGAAUGGGACUUGAAGAGGCACGCCGAGGAUUGCGGAAGGACCUACAGCUGCACGUGCGGCUGUCCGUACGCAAGUCGAACUGCACUGCUGUCGCACAUCUACAGAACUGGCCACGAGGUUCCCAAAGAGCAUAGGUAUCCACCCGUCAAGAAAAGAAAAAUGGAAAAACUUUCUCGAAGUGCAACAAAUCUCAAGCCUAAUGGACAAACUUAUGAAACCGAAGCCACAGAAGGAGCAGUUCCUGCUGAAGGAGCAUCACACACUCCAGAUUUACCACAGCGCAAUUGCGUCAACUCUAAAAACCUCCAUAAGCUUCUCCUACCCAUGCCUAAAAUGGCUAUUGUCAAUGUCCCUGUGAUGCAGCUGGCACACUUGCCUGUCCUUCUUCCGCCAGCAGAGAGCAGUGCUUUGAGGUCAUUGGUCUUGACAGUGGACCCCCAAGGCUCUGUAAGUACAUUACACCUCAUGCCUCAGUCGCUCGGGUCAGUAAUGCCUCCGCUAAACACUAAAAGUUUCAAGGAAACCACACCUGUUUCCAAAUCAAACCCGGAUGCCAUCAGUACAGGGAUCCAAGUCUAUUUAGAAAACCUGGUCUCAGUUGACGAACCAGGUAACGAUUUGGGAUCAAGAAGUAAAAGCACCUCAACCAACAUUCAAACGGAUAUCUCAUUCCUCAAUAAGGGAUCUAUCGGGGGAGUCAAUAUCGGACCCGCAAGCGAGGCCUCGGUUUCCUCUGGUUCUCAAACUGACAUCAGUGUGAGCGCCCAGAUCCAGCUUCCAGUCAGCGUACAAACUCAGACGUUCCCUUUGAGGUCCAAAGUCACGUUCUCCAUUGGGGCACAAACUGAAACUCUAGGUCAGAUUUCUUUUCCAUCUGGUAACACAACGAAGGAAACUCAGACAAGUUACGCCACAGCGGCUUCAGUAAAUAAGACCCAAAUGGACCAAGCUAUAAUGUGUGCAAAUCUGUUUGAUUCUGAUAUGCUCAACGUCUCUACACAGACUACAGUACCUUUUGGCACCAAUGAUCUUGAUCCCAUGAGCUCAGAAUCAGGAUUUUUUGAAGACAAAUCUGCAUCAUCCUUGUGCUUUGGAGCUCAGAGAGAUCUUUUACAGCAAAACACGGUAGCCGACAAUCAGACUCAGACGAUUAACCUUUUCAAUGAUCUGGAGAACAUCCUUUCUGACACCAUGGCCAGUGGAGCUCAAAGCUGCGGGUCGGGCUUGGGUCCGGUGCAAGAGCAGCACACGGGCAUCGACUUUGACAUUGAGGAUUUCCUCAACGCGACUCAUAUUCAGACUCAGACGGACGAGAGUGCCUUGGGAGGAUUGAGCUCAGACACACCCCUGGAGCUCCUCGACAUUGAGACGCAGACUGACUUCUUCCUGUUUGAUAACCUUGAGGAUGGUCAUCAUUGCGAUGUCAGCACCAGGGUCCAAACAAACGAUCUUGAACUGGAGAUGUUUGACACGCAAACCCAAACAGAUCUGAACUUUCUACUAGACCCCAGUAAUCACAUGUCUCUAGGCAGCAUCCUAAGACACUCCAGCUUCAACAUGAGCACCGAGUCCUCAGACACCGAGACCCAGACAGAAACCAGGGCUCCUGCUCCUCCACCUACUCUACAACUGCCUUGUUCCAAUGAUGGACAGAUCAGACUUAGCAGCACAGAAACCCAGACGGUCCCCAGUUCCUCCAGCCUGGGCCACCUUUUUCUAACCAGUAACGAGACACAGACAGUCAUGGACGAUUUCCUGUCAGCAGACCUGGCUUGGAACGUGGACUCCCAUUUCAGUUCAGUGGAAACCCAAACCGGUGAAGACCUCCUGUCUUUGUUUCAGCACUCAGACAAAGACAUCAGCUGAGCUGUCUGUGGUUUUAGCUUGUCUGUAGUGGGUGGGACUUAAGCAAGGAACUGUUUCUGAUGACCCACCUAACUAAAGGUGGUGGAUGAUUUGGUUCUUCCAAAUGAUCAUCACAGUAAAGGGCUCAGUUUGGAAGGCAGUUGAGUUCACUUGUAGUGAUUUAGCAUCUUGAGUCAUUCCAGUACAAGUAGUCUCAAAGCCUAAAGAGCUUUCAGCACCCCUAUUCGGACGGAAUUAGGUUUACUUCGGGCUCGAAUUAAUCGCGUCAUUAACCCCAUCUCCUUUUUUUUUUACAGAUUGGCCACGUUAAUAUAUUUCUUCGAGAAAAUUACAGACCAGCUCCACGGUCAACUGAGGAUUUUAGUUCUAUCCAAAUAUCCCUGUUUGUGCGGUAACACAAGAUUCCGACAAAAUCGCUAGUCAACAACGUAUUUGUUAUAAGUCACAUUGGUCUUAGUCUCUGUACUUUCUACACUCAGAGUGCAUCAACGGGAGAAAUCAAAUAAAUUAGAAGCUCGCAAUCCCGAUUUUAAAGUCUGAUUGAAGGAGCCGGUAUAACAUCAGCUACUGUUAUAAACCGCUUCAUAUAAACUUUACUCAUCGUCACGCAAAUUUAGUUCCUUAAGCUGGUGAUUUGACUGCGGUCUGAUCCAAUCUGAAAUUUAAGUUUUCUAGCACGGGAAAGUCUUCUGACGGCAGAUUUCUCGUUUUCGUUAUUAACUUGGAGACAGAGUAAAAAAAAAAGACACGUCGGUGAGGUAAAACGAAGUAACUAGCUCGUGUACAUUCUCACACUAUUAAAUAUAGGAUAUUAUUAAAUAUAGGAUACUAUUAAAAAAUAGGAUAUUUUUUUUUAAAGCCAUCACCUCAUCUGCAGAAAAUGAGAACACUCGUGAAACAAUUUUGCCUUUGAGCUCUGAAAGAAAUUUGAGCCAUGACCCGGGGAGUUCACAUUAAAUUUCACAAGCAUAAUGGGAUCACAUGACCACGAGGUGCCCUGAUAGUCAGGUUUCACAGCUAAAAAAAACAACCUACAGAAACUCGUCCCUCCGACAUUAACUUUAUAUCCACUCGGACGUGACAGGAUACGCAUCAGAAGGUCCCGUUAAAAAAGAAACGAACCCGGUCCAAAUAGGGCUUUUAGCUGCACUUUAUCGCGCCACGGCCGUCGCUCGACUGCUCCUUAACGUGUUUACUUUCGUUUGCACAUUUCUUUUGUUUAGUACUCAUGUUAUAAAUGGUCUGUGUGUUUUUAUUUUAUUUUAUUUUAUUUUAUUUUAUUUUAUUUUAUUUUAUUUUAUUUUAUUUAUUUUAUUUUUUCCCCCCAUUUGGUUAGAACAGAAUAUAUUGUUUUCGGUGAUGAUAACAGUGCUACUAUGUAGUCGUAAAAAAUUUACAGUGUGGCACAAGUCUAAAGUUAUUGACAGAAAUGAUGCGUGUUCAUUGUAAAAUCUGAUUUCUUGUGAAAUUUGUAUAUUUUCUUGUUUGGCUGCACUGUAAGGAUAUUUUUUGCAUUGUGCUUAAUCUUUGUUGUUGCAUUUGUUACUCGGUACGAUUUCCGUUACUGUAUUUAAACCGUAUUUUUGUCCCUCACAGACGUUUUUCGCUACAGCAGUAUAUUAUAUUAUACGCUCACGAUGCAGUGCAAGAGAUUUUUCAACGAUUCUAACGCAUGCAUGCAUAUUUCUGCACGUCGCAAACAUGGGUGACCUUUAACUACGGAUCUCGCUACGCUGUUAUUACGACGAUUUGCAUCCUUGUACUGUGAGUGAUUUAACAUGCAAAUCGCAGAUGUUUACAGCAAGACCGAACCUUUAACGAAACCUGUUCAGUGGACGCAUGGAACAUUUCUCCGAAUGUAAACGUUUUCACUUUAAACACUACUUUUGCGAUCCAUGAUUAGCUUUUGUUUCCGUGCCUUAAUUUAAGCGGUAAAUCUAAACACGUUGGAUGUAAAGCUGAAGCGAACAUCGAAGUUUCGGGUUUAAUUUCCCUUCUUUCCGUUUCUCUAUCUGUCUGAAUAUUUUUUAUUUCCGUGUUUACAUCUUAUCGCACGCUAUAUACUUUAUCGCCUGCCUUUGCCUCAUAUCAUCAUAUUUCAGUAUUUGUUAACGUUACACGCUGCUUGCUUUUGGUCCGUCAUUUAUUCAUAUUUAUAAAUCUGACUUUCCACAAGCAACUUAAUGUAAAUGACACUGUGUCGCAUUGUAACCGAAAGGUUUCCUUUUCGUUGCAGUACUCAGCCAAGGCCGACAUUUGCAUCCAACCUCCCUCUCUCUCUCUCUCUCUCUCUCUCU